Mandrillus leucophaeus (drill) is the source of this 2896-nucleotide messenger RNA. It is a transcript of the gene ZNF45, whose product is annotated as zinc finger protein 45. Bases 92 to 2143 code for a protein of 683 amino acids. Lineage: Eukaryota; Metazoa; Chordata; Mammalia; Primates; Cercopithecidae. The record is from RefSeq and is a predicted model, not a curated record. Gene Ontology annotation, biological process: negative regulation of transcription by RNA polymerase II; regulation of cytokine production; regulation of immune system process. The transcript is spliced from 4 exons.
UUGGCCAAACUCUCAUGGCUUUUUUCUCCUUCCCCCUUGUUUUCUCCUUCCCUCUUAAGACUUGGCACUUCUCCAGAAGGAGGAGGACAAAAUGACGAAGUCUAAGGAGCCAGUGACAUUCAAGGACGUGGCUGUGGUCUUCUCUGAGGAGGAGCUGCGACUGUUGAACCUUGCCCAGAGGAAGUUGUACCGAGAUGUGAUGCUGGAGAACUUCAGGAAUGUGGUCUCAGUGGGGCAUCAGUCCACACCAGAUGGUCUGCCCCAGUUAGAGAGAGAAGAAAAGCUGUGGAUGAUGAAGAUGGCAACCCAGAGAGAUAACUCCUCAGGAGGCAAGAAUCUAAAAGAGAUGGAGACUCUUCAAGAAGUAGGAUUAAGGUACCUGUCUCAUGAAGAAUUUUUCUGCUCCCAGAUCUGGCAACAGAUUACAAGAGAGUUAACCAAGUAUCAAGAUUCUGUGGUAAACAUUCAAAGAACAGGCUGUCAGUUGGAAAAACGAGAUGAUUUGCACUAUAAAGAUGAGGGAUUCAGUAAUCAAAGUUCCCAUCUUCAAGUUCACCACAGAGUCCACACUGAUGAAAAACUCUACAAAGGAGAACAUUGUGUGAAAAGUUUCAGCUGGAGCCCUCAUCUUCAAAUUAACCGAAGGGCUAAUGCAGGAGAGAAGCCCUACAAAUGUGAAAAAUGUGAUAAUGCCUUCCGUCGGUUUUCAAGUCUUCAAGCCCAUCAGAGAGUCCACAGUAGAGCAAAAUCAUACACAGAUGAUGCAGCUUAUAGGAGUUUUAGUCAGAGGUCACAUCUUCACCAUCAUCAGAGAGUUCCCACUGGAGAGAAUCCAUACAAAUAUGAAGAGUAUGGGAGGAACAUUGGGAAAAGCUCACAUUGUCAAGCUCGUCUGAUAGUUCACACGGGAGAGAAACCCUAUAAAUGUGAGGAGUGCGGGGUAGGCUUCAGUCAGAGAUCAUAUCUUCAGGUUCAUCUGAAAGUUCACACUGGAAAGAAACCAUAUAAGUGUGAAGAGUGUGGGAAGAGCUUCAGUUGGCGUUCACGACUACAGGCUCAUCAGCGAAUCCACACUGGCGAGAAACCAUACAAAUGCAAUGCUUGUGGCAAGAGCUUUAGUUACAGCUCACACCUUAACAUUCAUUGUAGAAUCCACACAGGAGAGAAACCCUAUAAAUGUGAGGAGUGUGGGAAAGGUUUCAGUGUGGGUUCACACCUUCAGGCCCAUCAGAUAAGCCACACUGGAGAGAAACCAUACAAAUGUGAGGAGUGUGGGAAAGGCUUCUGCCGGGCCUCAAAUCUUUUGGACCAUCAAAGAGGCCAUACUGGAGAGAAACCAUAUCAGUGUGAUGCAUGUGGUAAGGGCUUCAGUCGUAGCUCAGAUUUUAACAUUCAUUUUAGAGUCCAUACAGGGGAAAAGCCCUAUAAAUGUGAGGAGUGUGGCAAAGGCUUCAGCCAGGCCUCAAAUCUUCUGGCCCAUCAAAGAGGCCACACUGGAGAGAAACCCUACAAAUGUGGUACAUGUGGGAAGGGCUUCAGUCGGAGCUCAGAUCUUAAUGUACACUGUAGAAUCCACACAGGAGAGAAACCCUAUAAAUGCGAGAAGUGUGGUAAGGCCUUCAGUCAGUUCUCCAGCCUUCAGGUGCAUCAGAGAGUCCACACUGGAGAGAAACCAUAUCAGUGUGCAGAGUGUGGGAAAGGCUUCAGUGUAGGUUCACAGCUUCAAGCCCAUCAGAGGUGCCACACUGGAGAGAAACCUUAUCAAUGUGAGGAGUGUGGGAAGGGCUUCUGUCGGGCCUCAAAUUUUCUGGCACAUCGUGGAGUCCACACAGGAGAAAAACCAUACCGAUGUGAUGUGUGUGGUAAGCGCUUCAGGCAAAGAUCCUACCUUCAGGCCCACCAGAGGGUCCACACAGGAGAGAGACCAUACAAAUGUGAGGAAUGUGGGAAAGUCUUCAGCUGGAGCUCAUACCUUCAAGCCCAUCAAAGAGUUCACACUGGAGAAAAACCAUACAAAUGUGAGGAGUGUGGGAAGGGCUUCAGUUGGAGCUCAAGUCUUAUCAUUCAUCAGCGAGUCCAUGCUGAUGAUGAGGGUGACAAGGACUUUCCUUCAUCAGAGGGUUCACACAGGAAAACUCGAUAAAAUAUGUUUUACUAUCUCAGAUGGGUGCUGAAAUAUUUUAAUUAUCAGAGCUAUCAUAGACAAAACAUUUAUUUUAUAGAGUCAGUAGUUCGGCCGAGUGAUUGGGAGACCACACAGCAGAGAAACCUCACAAGAGUGGAGACAUAUGGACUGCAUUCAGAACACUGACCAUUAGCUGAUACAUGCAGACAAGAGGAUCAGGAAGGAUGAGUCUGAUCUGGAGUAAACCAGAAGUACUAAGAUGGGAAUGCUGAAUGCUAUUCCACUAGAAUAUAAGGUCCAAGAGGGUAGGGACUUUGUUGACUGCCAAAUCUACUCUGCCUUUUCAGUGCCUAACACAUUGUAAUUUUUCAGUAAUAUUUGAAAUUACUGUCAUACUUGAAAUUCAGUAAUAUUUGACAUUUAUCUCUAAAAGUUUCUCUAAAAUUGUACUCAGAAGAAGAAUUCUGCAAUGCUUGGAAGAUAUAUAAGUUAGUCAUAUGGCCUGAUUUUCCCAUUUUUGCAGGUCUCGUGGAUGAGUGUUUAUCAAACUGAAGGUUGCAGCUUGUUAGUGGGUCCAGAGAUCAGUUUCUGGCUAGCAACUAGAAAUUUUGUAUGUUAACAGUACUUUAUUGAGGUGUAAUCUGCAUGCAGUAACAUGCACAAGUCUCAAGUUUAUGGCUUCCUGAAUUUUGACAAAUGUAAUAAUCACCAAGAUCCAUGUGUACAAUGUCUAUUAAACCAAAAAGUUUUCUUGUGCCCAUUUCCAGUCAA